GGAGCCCCAGAGCGCGGCGUCGAGUCACAAGGCGGGCGGCGAGGAGAGCGGCUGGGCGGCGGUGGAACGAGCGAGGCAGGCGACACCCACCCGAUUGCUUCCCAUUUCCUUCCUCUUUGUCGCACCUCAGACGUACCGUGAGGAUUCCUCCGUGGUCCUCUGGACGGCGAGCGGGCGCGCGCGGCUGAGGCGACAACCGGGGGGAAGAAGAAGGCGACAGGCGAGGUGAUGCGUAACCCGCUGGCGGCCAACCCCAACUCCUUCGCGGCUGCCUCCACCGCCGCGGCCGCCGCCUCCGUCGGCUCUUAGAGCUGCCUCCGGCCUCUGAGAGGCGACCCCUUUUUUGCCUGCCUCUGAGCACCACCCUUGCACUUCUCCCGCUUCCGGUCACCGGGAUGACCAGGGAUCCCUCCGUGUAGCCUGCAGACGUCGAGGACAGCCCCUCCCCGCAGCCCGUUUCCUCCCAGACCGACCCUUCCUCCGCUCUCCCGGCCCCUCCCUCCUCGGUGACAGAGGUCGGGAGUGGGCGCCCGCCGCCCCGUUCGAGAUGGGGGUGAACGCCGUACACUGGUUCCGCAAGGGGCUGCGGCUCCACGACAACCCGGCCCUGCGGGAGUGCAUCCAAGGCGCCGACUCCGUGCGCUGCGUCUAUAUCCUGGACCCCUGGUUCGCCGGAUCCUCCAACGUGGGAAUCAACCGGUGGAGGUUUCUGCUUCAGUGUCUUGAGGACUUGGAUGCCAAUUUACGAAAGUUAAAUUCACGUUUGUUUGUUAUUCGAGGGCAGCCUGCAGAUGUGUUUCCUAGGCUGUUUAAGGAAUGGAAUAUUACAAAACUUUCAAUUGAAUAUGAUUCUGAGCCAUUUGGGAAGGAGAGAGAUGCAGCAAUUAAGAAGCUGGCCAGUGAAGCAGGAGUCGAAGUCAUUGUACGAAUUUCACACACUCUGUAUGAUCUAGACAAGAUUAUAGAAUUAAAUGGAGGGCAGCCACCUCUUACCUAUAAGCGAUUCCAAACUCUAAUCAGCCGAAUGGAGCCACUGGAGAUGCCUGUAGAAACGAUCACUGCAGAAGUAAUGUCAAAGUGCACUACCCCUGUUUCUGAUGACCAUGAUGAGAAAUACGGCGUUCCUUCGCUGGAAGAAUUAGGUUUUGAUACAGAUGGAUUGCCUUCUGCUGUGUGGCCAGGUGGAGAAACAGAAGCUCUUACAAGAUUGGAAAGACAUUUAGAAAGAAAGGCUUGGGUAGCAAACUUUGAAAGGCCUCGAAUGAAUGCAAAUUCUCUCCUUGCGAGUCCUACAGGUCUUAGUCCCUAUCUACGGUUCGGCUGCUUGUCAUGCCGCCUCUUUUAUUUCAAGUUGACAGACUUGUACAAAAAGGUAAAGAAGAACAGCUCUCCUCCUCUUUCUCUCUAUGGCCAGCUGUUGUGGCGUGAAUUCUUCUACACCGCUGCCACUAAUAAUCCACGCUUCGACAAAAUGGAAGGCAAUCCCAUAUGUGUGCAGAUUCCAUGGGAUAAGAAUCCUGAGGCUUUGGCAAAAUGGGCCGAAGGCAGGACAGGGUUUCCUUGGAUAGAUGCCAUUAUGACUCAGCUUCGUCAGGAAGGCUGGAUCCACCAUUUGGCCAGACAUGCCGUGGCCUGUUUCUUGACUCGGGGUGAUCUGUGGAUUAGUUGGGAAGAAGGAAUGAAGGUGUUUGAAGAACUGCUGCUGGAUGCUGACUGGAGUGUGAAUGCAGGCAGUUGGAUGUGGCUGUCCUGUAGCUCAUUCUUUCAGCAGUUCUUCCACUGCUACUGUCCUGUGGGUUUCGGCAGAAGAACUGAUCCCAAUGGAGAUUAUAUCAGGCGCUAUUUACCUGUUCUCAGAGGGUUUCCUGCAAAAUACAUAUAUGAUCCUUGGAAUGCUCCUGAAGGGGUCCAGAAGGCUGCAAAAUGUAUCAUAGGUGUUAAUUACCCGAAGCCAAUGGUAAAUCAUGCAGCAGCAAGUCGCCUAAACAUUGAGAGGAUGAAGCAAAUUUAUCAGCAACUGUCACGAUACAGAGGAUUGGGCCUUCUUGCAUCUGUGCCUUCUAAUGGGAAUGGAAAUGGGAAUGGUGGCCUAAUGGGAUACUCACCAGGGGAGAACAUCCCUGGUUGUGCCAGUGCAAGUGGAACUCAAAUGGGAACCAGUGAAGGCCAUACAGGGAGUAUUCAAUCAUGUGCCCUUGGAGAAUCUCAUACAGGAACAAGUGGAAUUCAACAGCCAGGUUAUACUCCAGGGAGUGGUAUUUUGCAUUAUGCCCAUGGGGACAGUCAGAAAGCGCACUUAAUCCAGCAAGGAAGAACGUCCCUUGGUACUGGAGUUUGCACUGGGAAACGCCCAAAUCCAGAAGAGGAAACUCAGAGCAUUGGUCCGAAAGUCCAGCGACAGAGCAGUAACUAACUGGGUAAAAAUCUUGAAAGAACCUCAUUAGUGAUAGAAAACGACA
Molecule: messenger RNA, 2459 nt
Organism: Sphaerodactylus townsendi
Lineage: Eukaryota; Metazoa; Chordata; Lepidosauria; Squamata; Sphaerodactylidae
Gene: CRY1
Product: cryptochrome circadian regulator 1
Exons: 13
Coding region: 548-2413 (621 amino acids)
Biological process (GO): circadian regulation of gene expression; entrainment of circadian clock by photoperiod; negative regulation of DNA-templated transcription
Cellular component (GO): nucleus; cytoplasm
Molecular function (GO): FAD binding; DNA binding
Source: RefSeq, a predicted model, not a curated record